Molecule: messenger RNA, 1176 nt
Organism: Macrobrachium nipponense
Lineage: Eukaryota; Metazoa; Arthropoda; Malacostraca; Decapoda; Palaemonidae
Product: probable ATP-dependent RNA helicase vasa-like
Exons: 7
Coding region: 1-1176 (391 amino acids)
Biological process (GO): gamete generation; cell differentiation
Cellular component (GO): P granule; nucleus
Molecular function (GO): RNA helicase activity; ATP binding; RNA binding
Source: RefSeq, a predicted model, not a curated record
AUGGCGCGCUGCACUGGUGAGGAACUGUGGAAAAAUUCAGCUACCGUGUGGUCUUCCUCGGCCUCCGGAAUGCCCCUUGGGCGAACAGUGAGGCAUCACCAGCGGCAAAGGUUUGUGAAGAACCAUUGGCAGUCCCAGGUAUCUGGUGAUGGGAUUAUUCCAAGUAGAGUUAAUAGCUUUGAAGAAAUGACUAUUCAGAAUAUUCUUCUUGAGAAUAUUCAGAAAGCUAAGUAUAACAAGCCAACGCCUAUUCAGUCAGCUGCUGUACCCAUAUUAAUAAGUGGAAGGGAUAUCAUGGGUUGUGCUCAGACUGGUUCAGGAAAGACUGUGGCCUAUUUGUUACCAAUACUUAACUAUAUAUGUAAGGAAAACUGCAGCAGCCAUUCUAUGGAGGAAACUUCGAAGCCAACAGGCUUGGUUUUGUGUCCUACAAGGGAACUAGCCUUGCAGAUAUAUUUUGAGGCAAGGAAACUAUCUUUUGGGUCCACCCUCCUUAACAAGGUGGUUUAUGGUGGUACAGCAGUUUUUCAUCAGCUCAAGCAAAUUCAGGAUGGUUGCCAUUUAUUGGUAGGAACUAUUGGUAGAGUUGUUGAUUUUAUGAAUAGAGGAAAUCUUCUUUUUGAUGAUUUGAAGUUUAUAGUUUUGGAUGAAGCAGACAAAAUGCUUUCAAUGGGAUUUUUAACAGACUUGAAAAAGAUUUUUCAUCAUUCAUCAAUGCCGCCUCCUGAUCAGAGACAAACAUUGAUGUUCAGUGCUACAUUUCCUUCAGAGGUACAGAGUUUGGCAACAAAUUUUAUGAAUAAUUAUGUAUUUGUUGUUGUUGGAACUGUGGGUGCAGCAAAUACAGAUGUGUCUCAGGAAAUAGUGGAAGUGAAUAAAGGAAAGAAGAAAGACAUCCUUUAUGAGCACAUUGGUGAAUUACUUUCAGCUGAAGAUGGUAUGAAAAUACUGGUGUUUGUGGAAACCAAGAAAAUGGCAGAUUUCAUUGGCGCUUUUUUAUGUAAUAACCAAAUAUCAGCAACAACUAUUCACGGUGAUCGCCACCAACAGCAAAGGGAAGAGGCUCUUAAAACCUUUAGAAAUGGUAAAUUUGAUGUCCUUGUUGCAACAGCUGUAGCAGCACGGGGAUUAGUUCGACUAGCGCCAGAGUAUGUUGUGUGGAAGAAUGCAAGGUGA